Molecule: messenger RNA, 1209 nt
Organism: Drepanopeziza brunnea f. sp. 'multigermtubi' MB_m1
Lineage: Eukaryota; Fungi; Ascomycota; Leotiomycetes; Helotiales; Drepanopezizaceae
Source: RefSeq, a predicted model, not a curated record
AUGCGGCUCAGUCGGUUUUUAAAGGGGUGCCAAGGAUUGCAGCAUGACGAACCAUCCUCGCCGAGAAGUCCCUCUCGCAGAACGUCUCUACUGCCUCAACCAUCAAAUUUCGCUCGACUCGGUCUUCAUUUCGCCAUAAUCCGAAGAUGCGGUCCAUUUCGCGAUACCUGCGGGUUCCGCGCCCUCGAGUUCGUCGCAGCCUCCCUUGAAAAAGCGCACCAGAGACCUGGGAGGAUGAAGAUGCAGAUGCUAAUUACGACACAGGCGUUUCUCUACGUGAUGAGUCUGCGGACCGGUGUAGAGAUGGUCUCUCUCUCCAUGAUCUUUAACAAACUCACCGGCUUCUACGGCCUCCUCGCCAUCCUGACCGGCGUAUCGCUCUCGCCACUCCAACUCUCCAUGUACAUCUACUCGGUUGGCGCACUCGUCAUCCUCGCCUUCCUCAUGCCGCACAUCCGCAAGCAGAGCCCCUUCGAGUGCCUUGCCCUCUCGUGGUUCUACCUCUUCGAUACCAUCAUCAACACAGCCUUCACUUCUGCAUUCGCGGUGACCUGGUUCCUCGCCGUCAGCGCCGAUAACGCGAGAAAUGGUAUUCCGAGCAGUGCCCCCGGCGGAAGCACGAUGGAUGAUACGGCGGGCUUCACGAGCCCGAAGUAUAAUAUCAGCAAGGUGGAAGUGGUAACUGGUGGACCGCCUUCCGUAGCCUACGGCAUGGUCGGCCAAAAUAUCGCCACUGUGAGAAACCCCAACUUUGGGCGUAGUGUGGCCAUCGAAGAGAGCAUACCCAGCAUCAUAGUUGUCGUACUCUUGACGAUGGUGCGGGUCUACUUUAUUCUCAUUGUCAUGGCGUUCGCAAGACAAGUUCUGAGGCAGCAUAUGUAUGCGGCUUCGCCGGCUUCGCCGAUUAAACUGCAUCUUCACACUGAUGGGGCGGCUGAGGGAAGGGCAGAUAACCCUUUCGCGGUUGGAUCGCCUGAGGGUGAGGGGUUGAAGGGGAUGGUUGGCAGGAUUAUGGUCAGGGUUGGAGAGAGCUUUUGGCUAGGGGGACAGGCGGAUGAUGAGUGGGUCAAGGGAUUGGAUGGGAGAUUUAAGACUACGAAUCUCACUUUGAAGAGAUCCGGGGGACCGCCCGGCACUAUCGAGAGGGAGCGCAGGGCGCGGAGUGGAACUGGGCCACCAAUUCCCAAGAUUGACCUGGGCAAGCUGUGA